UCCUGCACAAGGCUGGAGACCUCAACCCGCAGCGACACAUGGACCCUGCUGGGGCCGGGGCCGAGUUCCACAUCCCCAGUGUGGGCCGGCAGCACGGAGGGAGCUACAGCUGCAGCUACCGUCCCCGGUCAGAGCCCUUCGUCUCCUCGCUGCCCAGUGACCCCGUGGAGCUGGUGGUAGCAGAGCCCAGCUACCCCAAACCCAACAUCACCGUGCAGAGCAGCAGCUGGGGAGUCUCCCUGGGAGGAGUCGUGACCAUCUGGUGUCGGGGGCAGCGCCAGGGCGUGCGGUUCGUGCUGAAUAAAGAGGGACGCCAUUUCCCACCUGUGGAUUCGGUCGGGUUGGUGGCUGAGUUUCCCAUCAGCAACGUGAGCCGGGAGGAUGGCGGGAGCUACAGCUGCUCCUAUCACAGCAGAUCGGAGCCGUUCGCCGUGUCGUACCCCAGCGACCCCGUGGAGCUGGUGGUGAGAGAUCCCAGCUUACCCAGACUCAACAUCUCCCUGAGCCCCACCGGGGUCAUUGCCCCAGAGGCAAACGUCACCAUCCGGUGUCAGGGGCAGAACCGGGAUGUGAGGUUCUUCCUGCACAAGGCUGGAGACCGGAACCCGCAGCGACACAUGGGCCCUGCUGGGGCCGGGCCCGAGUUCCGCAUCCCCAGCGUGGGCCGGCAGCACGGAGGGAACUACAGCUGCAGCUACCGGCCCCGGUCAGAGCCCUUCGUCUCUUCGCUGCCCAGCAACACCGUGCAGCUGGUGGUAGCAGAGCGUGAAUUUCUCAAACCCACCAUCUGGGUGAGCCCCAGCAGGGUGGUGGCGCUCGGGGGAAACGUCACCAUCCGCUGUGAGGGUCAGGACCCGGGCAUGGAGUUCGUUCUGCAUAAAGUUGGACACCCGAACAUGCAGGUGCAGACGGUGCCUCAUGGGCCCGUGGCUGAAUUUCCCAUCCCCAGUGUCAGCCGGGAAGAUGGAGGGAACUACACCUGCGACUAUCGCUCCAUAACGGAACCGAGUCGCUGGUCGUAUCCCAGCGACCCCGUCGAGAUCAUUGUAGCAGAGCCCAGCUACCCCAAACCCAACAUCACCCUGCAGAGCCGCAGCUGGGGGGUCUCCCUGGGAGGAGCCGUGACCAUCUGGUGUCGGGGGCAGCACCAGGGCAUGCGGUUCGUGCUGAAUAAAGAGCGACGCCGUUUCCCACCUGUGGUUUCGGUCGGGAUGGAGGCUGAGUUUCCCAUCAGCAAUGUGAGCCGGGAGCACAGCGGGAGCUACAGCUGCUUCUAUCACAGCAAAUCGGAGCCGUUCAACGUGUCGUACCCCAGCGACCCCGUGGAGCUGGUGGUGAGAGAGCGUGAAUUUCUCAAACCCACCAUCUGGGUGAGCCCCAGCAGGGUGGUGGCGCUCGGGGGAAACGUCACCAUCCGCUGUGAGGGUCAGGACCCGGGCAUGGAGUUUGUUCUGCGUAAAGUUGGACACCCGAACAUGCAGGUGCAGAUGGUGCCUCAUGGACCCGUGGCUGAAUUUCCCAUCUCCAGUGUCAGCCAGGAAGAUGGAGGGAGCUACACCUGCGACUAUCGCUCCAUAACGGAACCGAGUCGCUGGUCGUAUCCCAGCGACCCCGUCGAGAUCAUUGUAGCAGAGCCCAGCUACCCCAAACCCAACAUCACCCUGCAGAGCCGCAGCUGGGGGGUCUCCCUGGGAGGAGCCGUGACCAUCUGGUGUCGGGGGCAGCGCCAGGACGUGCGGUUCGUGCUGAAUAAAGAGCGACGUCAUUUCCCACCUGUGGAUUCGGUCGAGAUGGAGGCUGAGUUUCCCAUCAGCAACGUGAGCCGGGAGAACAGCGGGAGCUACAACUGCUUCUAUCACAGCAAAUCGGAGCCGUUCAACGUGUCGUACCCCAGCGACCCCGUGGAGCUGGUGGUGAGAGAUCCCAGCUUACCCAGACCCUCCAUCUCCCUGAGCCCCACUGGGGUCAGCGCCCCAGGGGCAGACGUCACCAUCCAGUGUCAGGGGCAGCGCCGGGACGUGAGGUUCUUCCUGCACAAGGCUGCAGACCUGAACCCGCAGCGACACCUGGACCCUGCUGGGGACGGGGCCGAGUUCCGCAUCCCCAGCGUGGGCCGGCAGCACGGAGGGAGCUACAGCUGCAGCUACCGGCCCCGGUCAGAGCCCUUCGUCUCCUCAGAGCCCAGCGACCCCGUGCAGCUGGUGGUAGCAGAACGUGAAUUUCUCAAACCCACCAUCUGGGUGAGCCCCAGCAGGGUGGUGGCGCUCGGGGGAAACGUCACCAUCCACUGUGAGGGUCAGGACCCGGGCAUGGAGUUCGUUCUGCGUAAAGCUGGACACCCGAACCCGCAGGUGCAGACGGUGCCUCAUGGGCCCGUGGCUGAAUUUCCCAUCGCCAGUGUCAGCCGGGAAGAUGGAGGGACCUACACCUGCGAAUAUCGCUCCAUAACGGAACAGAGUCGCUGGUCAUAUCUGAGCGACCCCGUCGAGAUCAUUGUAGGAGAGCCCAGCUACCCCAAACCCAGCAUCUCCCUGAGCCCCAGCGGGGGGGUCUCCCUGGGGGGAGCCGUGACCGUCCAGUGUUGGGGGCAGCACCAGAGCGUGCGGUUCGUGCUGAAUAAAGCGGGACGUCAUUUCCCACCUGUGGAUUCGGAUGGGUUGGAGGUUGUGUUUUCCGUCAGCAACGUGAGCCGGGAUCUUGGCGGGAGCUACAGCUGCUCCUAUCACAGCAGAUCGGAGCCGUUCACUGUGUCGGACCCCAGCGACCCCGUGGAGCUGGUGGUGAGAGAUCCCAGCUUACCCAGACCCUCCAUCUCCCUGAUCCCCACUUGGGUCAACGCCCCAGGGGCAGACGUCACCAUCCGGUGUGAGGGGCAGCACCAGGACAUGAGGUUCUUCCUGCACAAGGCUGGAGACCUGAACCCGCAGCGACACAUGGACCCUGCUGGGGCCGGGGCCGAGUUCCGCAUCCCCAGCAUGGGCCAGCAGCACGGAGGGAACUACAGCUGCAGCUACCAGCCCCGGUCAGAGCCCUUUGUCUCCUCGCAGCCCAGCGACCCUGUGCAGCUGGUGGUAGCAGGGGGAAAUGACCUGACUCAGCCGGGAACGACACCGGCUUCCACCCGCCCAGGCACCGCAAGGCCAGGGGGAACCGACCCGACUCAGUCAGAAACAGCACCGACUUCCCCCUGCUCAGGCAGCGCAGGGCCAGAUACCGAGUCUAAGGGCAGUGAAUCGCCAUCAACCACCCCAAAAACAGGAACCACCUCAGCUGGGCCCAAGCAGCUGAAUCCCACCACGACGGAGCCAGAUGGAAAAGGGGGAAACAACCUGACUCAGCCGGGAACGACACCGGCUUCCACCCGCCCAGGCACCACAAGGCCAGGGGGAACCGACCCGACUCCGUCAGAAACAGCACCGAUGUCCCCCUACUCAGGCAGCGCAGGGCCAGAUACCGAGUCUAAGGGCAGUGAAUCGCCAUCAACCACCCCAAAAACAGAAGGAACCAACUCAGCUGGGCCCAAGCAGCUGAAUCCCACCACGACGGAGCCAGAUGGAAAAGGGGGAAACGACCUGACUCAGCCGGGAACGACACCGGCUUCCACCCGCCCAGGCACCACAAGGCCAGGGGGAACCGACCCGACUCCGUCAGAAACAGCACCGACUUCCCCCUACUCAGGCAGUGCAGGGCCAGAUACCGAGUUUAAGGGCAGUGAAUCGCCAUCAACCACCCCAAAAACAGAAGGAACCACCUCAGCUGGGCCCAAGCAGCUGAAUCCCACCAAGACGGAGCCAGAUGGAAAAGGGGGAACCGACCCGACUCCGUCAGAAACAGCACCGACUUCCCCCUACUCAGGCAGCGCAGGGCCAGAUACCGAGUCUAAGGGCAGUGAAUCGCCAUCAACCACCCCAAAAACAGGGGGAACCGACCCGACUCAGUCAGAAACAGCACCGACUUCCCCCUACUCAGGCAGCGCAGGGCCAGCUACCGAGUCUAAGGGCAGUGAAUCGCCAUCAACCACCCCAAAAACAGCUCGUUCUCAUCCCACAGAAGGAACCACCUCAGCUGGGCCCAAGCAGCUGAAUCCCACCACGACGGAGCCAGAUGGAAAAGGGGGAACCGACCCGACUCAGUCAGAAACAGCACCGACUUCCCCCUGCUCAGGCAGCGCAGGGCCAGAUACCGAGUCUAAGGGCAGUGAAUCGCCAUCAACCACCCCAAAAACAGAAGGAACCACCUCAGCUGGGCCCAAGCAGCUGAAUCCCACCACGAUGGAGCCAGAUGGAAAAGGCAGAAACGACCUGACUCAGCCGGCAACGACACCGGCUUCCACCCGCCCAGGCACCACAAGGCCAGGGGAAACCGACCCGACUCAGUCAGAAACAGCACCGACUUCCCCCUACUCAGGCAGCGCAGGGCCAGAUACCGAGUCUAAGGGCAGUGAAUCGCCAUCAACCACCCCAAAAACAGAAGGAACCACCUCAGCUGGGCCCAAGCAGCUGAAUCCCACCACGACGGAGCCAGAUGUAAAAGGCAGAAACGACCUGACUCAGCCGGGAAUGACACCGGCUUCCACCCGCCCAGGCACCACAAGGCCAGGGGGAACCGACCCGACUCAGUCAGAAACAGCACCGACUUCCCCCUCCUCAGGCAGCGCAGGGCCAGCUACCGAGUCUAAGGGCAGUGAAUCGCCAUCAACCACCCCAAAAACAGAAGGAACCACCUCAGCUGGGCCCAAGCAGCUGAAUCCCACCACGACGGAGCCAGAUGGAAAAGACGCUGGUUCUAUUCCCACAGGGGGAACCGACCCGACUCAGUCAGAAACAGCACCGACUUCCUCCUGCUCAGGCAGCGCAGGGCCAGCUACCGAGUCUAAGGGCAGUGAAUCGCCAUCAACCACCCCAAAAACAGAAGGAACCACCUCAGCUGGGCCCAAGCAGCUGAAUCCCACCACGACGGAGCCAGAUGGAAAAGGGCGAUCAGAACUGAAGCUGAGCAUCCCCAUCAUCGCCGCCGGCCUCCUCCUCCUCCUCCUCCUCCUGGCCUUCCUCUGCUACAGACGAACCCGAGGAAGGAAAGGACGAUUCUGGAUACAGAGCAGGGAGUCCGAGCCUGCAACCACAGUCUACACCCUCCUGGGUGAAGGGACGCAGCUGGAUGUCUUGCCCCAGGAGCCCGACCCCGUCGCCGAGGGACACACCUACACCGAGCUGGACCGCCAGGCACUUCAGGCCAAGCGGGGGGGCCCGGCCCCUGCCCCCAAGCCCGUCCUGUACACCGCCAUCGAUGUCAACUAGGAGCCCCAUGGGCAGAGCCCCUGCGGUGCAGGGGAGCCCCCCACCCACCCGCAUAGCGUGAACCCAGGGGGAGUUAUCACAGCGACGGGGCAGGGAGCGUUAGCAACCGGGGGUAACAGAGUGAUUCCCCCCCGAUAAUGGGCUUGGCUUAUAGCCCCCCCAUAACCCUCCCUCCAGUUGGUUCUGCCCCACCCAGCCCCAUGGGUGGGUGGCCAGGGGGGCUCAGCACCAGGAGGGGGAGGGGAUGUGCUGAG
This is a messenger RNA of Mauremys reevesii (Reeves's turtle), 5551 nucleotides long. Its product is annotated as immunoglobulin superfamily member 1-like. NCBI's taxonomy places the organism in Eukaryota, Metazoa, Chordata, Testudines, Geoemydidae. The transcript has 38 exons. The coding region runs from base 39 to 5297 and encodes 1752 amino acids. The record is from RefSeq and is a predicted model, not a curated record.